UACCGGCCCGUCAUUUCUUAUGCGUUGCUGGCGAUUUCAACACGGACCUCCAGCAGGAUGCGCCCUUUGUGGGUUGUACAUUUCAAUGGAAAGGGCACUCCCGUGCCCCGGCCAGGGACCAAUCCACUUUCCAAAAUCUGUUGCGUGCCCACUCCUUGCAUGCUAUGAAUACCUGGAAACAUGAGGCGACGUAUCUUGACCACCAAGGAAGCAGAUCACGUGUCGACUACAUCCUGACGCGAUCCAACACGGCCAAAGGACACAAAUCUGAGACGAUGCCUCAGCUACACUUUGCUUCGUGGCGGGAGGGUAGCAGACACCUUGCCCUGAUUGGGAGGAUUGACCUCGCCUCAUGGCGGAACCUCCGCUCCCGUGAGGUCAGCAACUUUCAAUACGACAAGCUUGCCUUGGUGCGUGCCUGUCAACCGGGGCCUGAGCAAGAUCGGCUGAAACAGGCGCUGGUGCCUCACCUACCGCUGCUUUAUUCUGGGCCCCCGCCCAGUCGAGUGGAGGCACUGCUCCGUCAACUGUAUGCUGAAACCUUUCCGGCCAAGCAAGCGACUUCCAGCCUACAAUGGCAAAAUCCGGAGGUGCAGCAGGAUUUGGAGCGGACAUGGACGAUAAGGCGGGCGAUUGAUGCAACACGCAUUGCACCCUUGCCACUACUGCGCAAGGCGUUUCAAAUAUGGAGACUCAAGAAGCAACUACGUCUGCGGGUGAAGGAGCUCAAAAAGGCCAGUCGGCAGAGACGGCGAAAGCACUGGACUCAACAGCUGGAGGAGGCCGAGAAGGCGCGGGAUGCCAAGGAUGCUUAUCGCUUCUUCCGUGUCGUUACGACUUUGGCCCCUCGGAGGCCUAUGGAGCGGGUUCAAUUGCGUGAUGAGCAGGGAUGCAUCAUGACGCCUGAGCAGGAGGACAAGGCUUUGGCGGCCUACUGGAACACCAUCUACGGCAGGUCCACCGUGAAGCAGCAAGCCUGGACUCUACAAGAGGGAAUUGCCAUUCGUCAGGAGGAACUCUACCAGGACUUGCGUCCCAUUGCUCUACAGUCGGCGGCGUCCAAGGCGAUCACGACCGUUAUGAAGUGGCGGAUUACACCAUCCUUCCUGGAGGCCAUGCAUGCACUUCCUCAGUAUGCCUACGUUCGAGGGCGCAGUAUGGUGGAGGCGAUAGCGCGGGUGGCUGCACAUUGCUCCUCUGUCAGACGUUUGGUCAGGCAGCAGACCAUGACAAUUCACGACAAGUUUGCGGGGGCAGUUUCUAAGGACUGUGUGGGAGGGGCCCAGCUGAGCAUUGAUUUAUCGAAGGCCUUCGAUUUGUUGCCCCGUAGUGUGUUACAGGAAAUUCUGUCCACCACCGAUCUCACAGCUGACGAGCAGGCCCAACACAUUGACCUUCAGUGUGGUGUUCGUCAAGGGGAUGUGCUGUCGCCGUAUCUCUGGGGGUUGUUUACCGCUUACUUGGCGAAGGCCUUGGAUGCUGAGAAUGGAAGUGGCUGGACUGCCAGCAAUGGCACCUUGUACGCAGAUGACAUGCACUACAAAUGGGAGUUUUCUAAAGUUGAACAUAUGCAAAAGAUGAGACAGGAUGUUCAAAAUAUCUUUGCUGUUCUCCGACGACUGGGUAUGCAGGCCAACCCAGAGAAAAGUGCAUUCCUCAUCACUGUGCGGGGCACGCAGGCGAAAAAGUGGGUUCGUCGCUUCGUUCGGAAAGACAAGCACCAAGUGCGCCACUUUCACUUUGGAGGUGGAACAGAUGACAGGGUGCCGGUUGCUGAGUCCUUUGCCUAUCUUGGGGCGGUCCUGUCUUACAACAACUUUGAGCUGGAGACCCUGAAGCACAGGCUGGGGGUGGCGGCAGGCCACCACGACAGGCUUCGCAAGAUCCUGCAUGCCAAGCGGGUACUCACGUUGGUGCGAUAUCGUCUGUGGCAGGUCAUGGUACAGACAGCGCAAUUGUACGCCUUGGAGGCAGUUGGGGUCACAUCGGAAGGUGCCAAGAUGUUGCAUGUGCAAACCCUGAGACAUCUACGUGGAAUCUUCGGCUCGGCUAGACAUGUGGAUGGGCUCUCAGAUCAUGCGUUUCUCAGCAAGUAUGAUUUGCCGGACAGUAUGCAUAUGGUUCGAAGGCGAAGUGGCACUCUAUGUGCCAGGCUGAAGGAUCAGACCCUAGACCCGCCGUGCUUUGAUAGAGUCUCCAUCUUGGCGUUUGCUACAGCGAUUGAGACGGCUCUACCUGAGGCGUAUGUGGCCAAGUCCAGAGCGGAGCCCUCUAAGGAUGCGGCGAUGGCCUUUGCUUGUAGCCAGUGUGAUCUUCGCUUCGGAACGCUACAUGACUUGAAGACGCAUGAGGGAAAGGCGCAUGGAAUCAUCAAGGCCCGAGUUGAUGUGACCAAAAACGAGCACGGCAUCAACGGCAUGCCAAUCUGUCGACAUUGUGGGGAAAAGUUUUCUAAGUGGAACACUCUUUCCAGACAUGUGGCCAGGCAAGGCUGUCCGGCUCUUCAACAAGGACAGGUGGAUGCUGCGGUGAAGGCGAUGCUCAUCACUGAACAAAGGCCUGCUUUGGAGCGUCCGGAAGUUGUCAGUUGCAUACAGCAACAGGGUUGGGCUGGUCUCCUGCAAGACAAAGCUUUGUGUGCUGAGCUCAAGCAGCGCUGUGCAGUGUGUUACCAAUGGAUCGUGGAUCCGGUGAAGCAGGAGAUGGAACUCUUCGGCAGUCUUCGGCCAGCUUCUCGGGGGAAGCCGGCAGAGGUGGUGGAGGGACAGUCCAGCGCAGCGGCCAGGCCCAAAAGACGACGAACGCAGGACGAAAGCUCCAACUCGAGCAAGGGAAAGGGUGGUGGGAAAGGUGGAGGAAAAGGGAAGAAGAAGGACGGCAAGGAUCUGCAGCUCAAGGAGGUGGUAGCCCUUCUGUCCUCUCUGACUCUACAGCAUGUCGACCAGGUGAGCCGCAUCCAGCUGGACACAGGCUUUCUGAUGACGAUGAAGAACACCGAUCAGCCGGAAUGCAUGCUCCCGGUGAUGUUCAUAAAUCAGUGCGGAGUGGAAGCGUAUCAAAGCCGAGGAACCACAGCAGCUGGACAAACCGCUCCGAGUCACGAUGAUGGUAUGCUUGCUCAACGAGCUCAAGCCAGGGCCCUCAAGGCCAAGGACAGUGCGGAGGCACAAAGCAAGCUGCGCGAGCUGAAGUGGUUGAACGACCGGGGGGAAUGUGGUCUGGAACCCACAAACGGAGAGCCUGGAGCUGGACGAGACCCGACCUGCCGUGCCCCAGGAAGUCUUCAUCAAUCAGGUGACGGAGACCAUCUCGAUGAUCGCGCACCCGGGGGCCUUGACGCGCUUUCAGAACGUAAGACCGCUGACGGAGGACAUGUCCGGCCACAGUGUGGCGUUUCUGAUCGACGUGAGCCUGCGGGAGGAAGGCACGCCUCUGCAUCGGAUGCUCACCUCAUGGGUGGACCUGCAGGCGUGGGGUCUGGCGGCCACCAGACUACGCCAGCAACGUCUUCGGCGACCACCGGCGGCGGAGAAGCUGUCGGCUUGGCUAUCCUCAAAUUGAGGUUCCGCAAUCCCAACCAGCAGUGUUAUGUCAACUCGGCGGUUUAUGCGUGUCUGUACUGGCUCAGAUCCAAACUGGCACAGGUGGGCACCAACAAGCUUCUACAGGGGCUGAAGAAACUUCAAGGCUUGGAAUCCAAAAGUCUGCACCACAUUGCAUCCCUGUUUGAUUGGAGGUCUUUGAUGCAGGGAUGGAGCAGGCCAACUGUUCAGCAUGAUGUCACGGAAUUUCUCAUGCAUAUUCUUCGACAAGGGGAGCGCUCCUCUUGGGUUGGACAGUGGCAGUCGGGCACUUGGAUUGCCGAUCGGUAUGAGUUGGAGGACACAGGAUGGGGCUUCAUUCCGCUGCAUGUGCCAGGUGCUGCAGAGAGCUACACACUACAGCAGUGUCUGGACUUUUGGCAUCGUCGGCCGUCGCAGAUCUGGGGCGAACAAACUGCGUGUGCUUGCAUUGCUUCCCAUGAGACUCAUGUUUGCUUUGCAUUGCAGCGGUUUCGACGCAACUCUGAUAUUGUUACGCGAUACAAUGGACACAUUUCUGUUGAGCGCAGGUACAUGCUUCCUGUUCAGACGACAGAUGGAGUGCAGCUGGUUCCCUUCAUGGUACAGGCCGUGAUCCUUCAUAUGGGGGAACGUGCAGAUAUGGGGCACUAUCGUACUCUGCUUUGGUUUGCCGAUGACGUUUCCUACCUGACGGAUGAUGGUGUCAGGGCACGGAAGAUUCGCAAGUCUGAUGCUGAGCUGAUUGAACGUGGCAGUUACGUAGUUUGUCUCACUCGUGUGUGA
Molecule: messenger RNA, 4346 nt
Organism: Symbiodinium natans
Lineage: Eukaryota; Dinophyceae; Suessiales; Symbiodiniaceae
Source: the annotation of a GenBank genome assembly